Molecule: messenger RNA, 13348 nt
Organism: Numida meleagris (helmeted guineafowl)
Lineage: Eukaryota; Metazoa; Chordata; Aves; Galliformes; Numididae
Gene: DNAH17
Product: dynein axonemal heavy chain 17
Exons: 77
Coding region: 322-13224 (4300 amino acids)
Biological process (GO): microtubule-based movement
Cellular component (GO): dynein complex
Molecular function (GO): minus-end-directed microtubule motor activity; dynein light intermediate chain binding; dynein intermediate chain binding
Source: RefSeq, a predicted model, not a curated record
AGGGGCAGCGGGGCCGUGGUGGGCAGCGGGGCGGGGCGGGGCGGGGGCAGCCCCUGGUCCCCUGCGCAGCUCACGGGCAUCGCGUCCAGCUGGGGUCGGGGAGCAACCAGCUCCUCCCGACGGGAGCCAGGGGGAUGCUGGGGCAGCCCCGCAGCUGUGAGGCGUUUGGGCUGCAGCUGACGUCGGUUUGGAACUGGUGCCGGCGUCGGUUGGGGGCUGCAGCCGUUGUCAGUUGGAGCCGGUGCCGGUGGGGCUGUGGAAGGCGGCUGCAGGCUGUCGGAGACCUGUGGGCGCUGAGGCUCCGAGCCCGGUGCCGCCGGGAUGUCGGUCCCGGACGAGCUAUUCCGCUUCCUGGAGAGCUUCGUCAUGCAGCUGCUGCAGCUCCGGCCGGACAAGUGGAACAAGUUCGAGGGCAGCGACGAGGCCAGGGCCACGCUGGACGAGUUCUUCAGGCAGCCGGACAUGCUGGAGCUGGUGCUGGCACUGAACCCUGCCGGGCAGCUCCAGGCGUCCACCUGCUUCCCCCCUGCCCUCAAGGCCAAGGGCACCUACUUCGUGAAGAGGAAGAAGGAGAAUGUCACGCGGGAGAACUGCGGGGCCGCGCUGCUGGUGGGGGACAUCAGCCCCUCGCCGGUGGAGCAGCUGAUCGUUGUGGUGGAGGAGGUCGUGUGCUCCCUGCUGCUGAGCGAGGAGCAGCUGGCGGGCUGUCCCGGCGUGGUGGCGGAGGACAUCGCGCGCCGUGCCCACAGGCUGAGGAACGACAUGUUCGUGAUGGGCGGCAAGAUCCAGGGGAAACCGCUGCUGCCGCUGCCCGAGCACCUGGGCGGCCACGACGGGACCCACGCGGUGCUGGAGCGCCUGGCGGAGCCUGUGGACAGUUCCACGCUGCACUCCAUCGAGACGGUCGUCAUCGACUGGUCCCACCAGAUCAGGGAAAUCCUGGGCAAGGACUCGGCACAGCCGCUGCUGGAGGGGCUGCACCCUCUGCCCAGGGCAGAGUUUGAGUUCUGGCACACCAGGACCCUCCACCUGCAGUGCAUCAACGAGCAGCUGCUCUCGCCACGGGUGACGGCCCUGGCUGAGAUCCUGGAGAAGGCCGACAGCUGCUACUGGCCGGCGCUGCGGGCCAUGUUCCGGGACGUCAGCGCGGGCUUGCAGGAGGCCAACAACAUCAGCCUCUACCUGCAGCCGCUGCAGAUCCUGCUGGAAGAGAUGGAGCAGGCGGAGUACUCCCAGCUGCAGCCCUACAUUGACAGAGUGCUGUACACCGUCUGCCUCACCUGGGUGCACUCUGAGCACUACAACACGCCGUCCCGCAUCGUCGUCAUCCUGCAGGAGAUCUGCAACCUCCUCAUUGAGAUGACCCGAAACUUCCUGAGCCCCGAGGAAGUGAUGAAGGGGCUGCAAGGAGAGCUCGACGAGACCUUGGAGAACAUCAAGCUGAGCAUUUCCACCGUCGAGAAGCUCUUCCAGUCCUACAACCACUGCUGCUCUGACCUGCUGCCCUCCUUGUUCGCGGAGAAGGAGCCGCAGCUCUGGGAGUUCCCCCGCUCCCUCGUCUUCAGGAGGAUGGACGUCUUUCUGCACCGGCUGAGGACCAUCGAGGAGCUGUAUGAGACGGCCAUGGAGCUCCUGAAGCUGGAGAAAGCAGAGCUGGGCGGGGUGAGGGGGAACAUCCUGGGCCACCAGAUGCUGCAGAUCUACGAGGAGGUCGCCGAGCUCACCAAGGAAUUCGCUGACUGCAAAUACGAUCCCUUGGAUCCCGAGGAUGAGCAAUUGAACCAGGAUUUUACAGAGUUCCAGAGCGAGAUCCAGGACCUGGACAGGCGGAUGGCCACCAUCCUGUGCCAGGGCUUUGACGACUGCAGCAGCCUGGGGGCGGCCGUGAAGCUGGUGCACAUGUUCUCCUCGCUGCUGGAGCGCCCGCUGCUCCGCGCCGCCGUGUCCCCGCACUGCUUGGCGCUGCUGGCCACGUUCAGUGCUGAGCUGGACGAGGUGAAGGGGCUGUUCGACGCACAGACACGUGCUGGUGCUGCCGUCCCUGUGCAUGCCAACAUGCCGCCGGUGGCCGGGAAGCUGCAGUGGGCUCUGGAGCUGCAGCAGAGGCUGCAGGGGACGCACCAGGAGCUCUUCGCCAUCAACCACCCUGUGAUGACCAGCCCCGAAGCCACGCUGGUGUCCGAGAAGUAUGAGGAAAUGAUGGAGCUUCUGCAGGGCUACUGCGAGCGGGUGUACGCGGCGUGGGCGAGCGGGGCCGACCAGGACUGCCUCUUCCACCUGGAGCAGCCCCUGAUCCACAGGGACCCCGAGUCUUCCCUCAUCAGCGUGAACUUCAGCAGGAAGCUCAGCGCUGUCCUGCGGGAGGUGAAGUACCUGGGCUUCCAGAAGCAGAAGGACAUCCCGGGCGGUGCUGAGAGCCUCUUUGGACAGAAGGAGACCUUGCAGAAGUUUGUGGACAACCUGGACCUCAUGACGGGCUGGUACAACAAGGUGAAGCAGACAGCGCUGCCCGUGGAGCUCCCGCUGGUGGCGGCGGAGCUGGAGGCCAUUGACAGCCGCCUGAGCACCGCAGAACAGACCCUGUACUGGCACCACGAAGGUGUGAUGGAAUACAUUCAGGAGAUGAGAGAGAUCUUGUAUGACUUAAACACCAGAAUGCAGAAAGCGAAGAUAAACGCGGAAAAUAUCACCCAGCUCAUGGAGGAGUGCUCAGCCACUCCCGUGUUCGAGAGGAAGGACAACAAGGAGGCAGCGCUGCUGGACCUGGAUGGGCGGGCGAGCAAUGUGCCCCGGCGCUACGCAGCCAUCCGGGAGGCGAGCAGCAGGAUCGAGGCCAUGGUGCAGGAGAACGCAGAGCUGUUUAAGGCCGAUACGUCGUCGCAGAUAUGGCUGGACUACGUAGAAUACGUUGACAAAAUAGUGUUGGAUGGGCUCUUCUCACUUGUUCACAAAUCCUUGAAGCUGCUGCUCACCAACAUGGCCCCCAAUGCAAACGUGGCCCCGCUGUUCGAGGUGUGCAUGCAGCUGUGCGAUGGCGCGGUGGGGUUCCGGCCCUCGCUGGACGUGACGGACGAGAACAGCUUCCUGAAGCUGCUGGAAGAUCUGCUGGCCGACAUCUAUGGAUGCACAGCGUGCAUGCCCCGGCUGCUGGAAGGGAGGCUGAGCUACAAGGCCGAGCUGGAGGAGGAGGUGGAGCUCAGCAGGAUGCGGGAGGAGGUGAUGUCGCUGGCGGCCGAUGCCAUGGCCGAGGGCCAGGAGCACUGCGCCAGCUUCGAGCAGUACGCCGACCUGUGGCUGGAGAGCCCCGAGGAGUUCCUGCAGCACUUCCUCACCUUCCAGAGCACCCCCAGCCCCGGAGAGCCCGAGGCACCCUCACACAAAGGACCUCCAUCACUACAGCUUUUCCAGGAGGAGAUCAACGCCUGCGAGGAGCUGUGCAAGGAGGUGUCGGGCUUCGCCAGCACCGUGGUGUUUGGGGGGUGGCUGCAGAGCGAUUGCCGCCCCUUCAAGCAGAUGCUGCUGAGCGCCGUGCGCAGCCGGGGCCGGGCACUGAGGCAGCACCUCACCGACCACGUCACCAGCAGCCUGCAGGAGCUGGAGGCCUUCAUCAAGGAAGCCACUGCUGGCUUGAGCAAGCCGGUGGGAGAGGGAGACUACAAUGGGCUGGUGGAGGUGAUGGGGCACCUGAUGAGGGUGAAGGACCGGCAGGUGACCACUGACAAGAUGUUUGAGCCUCUGAAAGAAACCAUCGCACUGCUCAGCACAUAUGGGGAGGAGAUGCCCGAGGCGGUGUACCAGCAGCUCCAGGAGCUGCCCGAGCAUUGGGACAACACCAAGAAGCUCUCGUUCCACGUGAAGCAGAACGUGGCACCUCUGCAAGCAAACGAGGUCAACAUCAUCCGCAAGAAAUGCCAGCAGUUCGAGGUCCGGCAGCACGCCUUGAGGGAGAAGUUCAGGGAAAAAGCCCCUUUGUCCUACACUGACCCGGAGCCCUACAGAUCCCUCAACAAGCAACAGAAGAGCAUCGCUGCCAUGGAGAGCGACUUGGCUGCGCUGUCCAAGUCAGCCGGGCUGUUUGAAGUGGCCGUCCCAGAGUACAAGCAGCUCAAAGCAUGCCACAGGGAAGUGCGUCUGCUGAAGCAGCUCUGGGACAUGAUCGUGCUGGUCAACACGAGCAUCGAUGACUGGAAAACCACCAGGUGGAAGGAUAUCAACGUCGAGCAGAUGGAUAUCGACUGCAAGAAAUUUGCUAAAGACAUUCGGAGCCUGGAUAAGGAGAUGAGAAGCUGGGAUGCAUUCGUAGGGCUGGACAACAGCAUGAAGAACAUGAUGACGUCCCUGCGCGCCGUGAACGAGCUGCAGAACCCGGCCAUCAGGGAGCGGCACUGGCACGAGCUCAUGCAGGCGACCAAGGUGAACUUCACCAUGUCCCAGGACACAACCCUGGCGGAUCUGCUGCAGCUGAACCUGCACAAGUUCGAGGAUGAGGUUCGUGGCAUCGUGGACAAAGCUGUGAAGGAGUCGGGGAUGGAGAAGGUGCUGAGCGCCCUGGACAGCACCUGGGCCACGAUGCAGUUUGAGCAUGAGCGCCACGCCAGGACGGGCGUCAUGCUCCUCAAGUCGGACGAAGUGCUCAUCGAGACGCUGGAGGACAACCAAGUGCAGCUGCAGAACCUGAUGGCCUCCAAGUACCUCGCCUUCUUCCUCCAGGAGGUGUCGGGCUGGCAGCAGAAGCUGUCGACCGCCGACUCCGUGAUCAGCAUCUGGUUCGAGGUGCAGAGGACGUGGAGUCACCUGGAGAGCAUCUUCAUCGGCUCCGAGGACAUCCGCAGCCAGCUGCCGGAGGACUCCAGGCAGUUCGAGUCCAUUGAUAAGGACUUCAAAGAACUAAUGGCUGACGCAGUAAAAACCCCCAAUGUCAUCGAAGCUACCAACAAACCCGGUCUCUACAAGAAACUGGAGGCGCUGCAGAAGAGGCUGGCGGUGUGUGAGAAGGCUUUGGCUGAAUACCUGGAGACAAAGCGACUGGCCUUCCCCAGAUUCUACUUCGUUUCCUCCGCGGACCUGCUUGACAUUCUGUCUAAUGGGAAUGAGCCAGCCGAGGUGUCCCGCCACCUCUCGAAGCUGUUUGACAGCAUCGCUAAGCUGAAGUUCAAGACGAGCCCGGACAAAAAGCCGCUGAAGGCAGCCCUGGGGAUGUUCAGCAAAGAGGAGGAGUUCGUGCCGCUGGUUGCAGAGUGUGAUCUGUCCGGGCAGGUGGAGGUGUGGCUGAACCGCGUGCUGGACAGCAUGCGCUCCACGCUGCGGCACCUGAUCCCCGAGGCCGUGGCCAGCUACGAGGACAAGCCGCGGGAGCAGUGGGUGUUCGACUACCCGGCACAGGUUGCUCUGACUUGCACCCAGAUCUGGUGGACCACCGAAGUUGGCAUUGCCUUUGCGAGGCUGGAGGAGGGCUAUGAGAAUGCCAUUAAGGACUAUAACAAGAAGCAGAUCACUCAGCUAAACGCGCUGAUUUCACUGCUCAUUGGAAACUUGUCUGCGGGAGACAGAAUGAAGAUCAUGACAAUCUGCACCAUCGACGUGCAUGCCAGAGACGUCGUGGCCAAAAUGAUCCUCACGAAGGUGGAGAGCGCACAGGCGUUUGCAUGGCAGUCACAGCUGCGGCACCGCUGGGACGAGGGCAAGAAGCACUGCUACGCCAACAUCUGCGACGCGCAGCUGCAGUACUCCUACGAGUACCUGGGCAACACGCCGCGGCUCGUCAUCACCCCGCUGACCGACCGGUGCUACAUCACCCUGACGCAGUCCCUGCACCUCUUCAUGGGGGGGGCCCCUGCCGGCCCCGCAGGCACAGGGAAAACAGAGACCACCAAGGACCUGGGCCGGGCAGUGGGCAUGAUGGUCUACGUCUUCAACUGCUCCGAGCAGAUGGACUACAAGUCCUGUGGCAAUAUCUACAAGGGGCUUGCUCAGACCGGAGCCUGGGGCUGCUUUGAUGAGUUCAAUCGCAUCGCGGUGGAGGUGUUGUCGGUGAUUGCGGUGCAGGUGAAAUGUAUUCAGGACGCAAUUCGUGCCAAGAAGAAAACAUUCAAUUUUCUCGGAGAGACGAUAUCGCUGGUGCCGUCAGUCGGGCUGUUCAUCACCAUGAACCCUGGCUACGCAGGACGGACAGAACUGCCCGAAAACUUAAAGGCUCUGUUCAGACCCUGUGCCAUGGUGGUCCCAGACUUCGAGCUCAUCUGCGAAAUCAUGCUCGUUGCAGAAGGUUUUAUUGAUGCCAAGCUUCUAGCAAGAAAGUUCAUUACUUUGUACACGCUCUGCAAGGAGCUGCUGUCUAAACAGGACCACUACGACUGGGGUCUGCGGGCUAUCAAGUCUGUGCUGGUGGUAGCAGGCUCCUUGAAGAGGGGGGACCCCAACCGCGCUGAGGACCAGGUUCUCAUGAGAGCCUUACGGGACUUCAACAUCCCAAAGAUCGUGACAGACGACCUGCCCGUGUUCAUGGGGCUGAUUGGGGACCUGUUCCCUGCUCUGGACGUCCCCAGGAAGAGGGAUUUGAACUUUGAGAAGGUGACAGGGCGUACGGGGAUGGAGACGGGGAUGGGGAUGGGGGGCCCUGAUCCCUGCAGCCUUGCUCACUCAUUCUUCUGCAGCGUGGUGACCAGCUGGAUCGAGAAGAGGGCCGUGCAGUCUGAGAAGGCCAAUCUGAUGAUCCUGUUCGACAAGUACCUGCCCGUGUGCCUGGAGAAGCUCAAGUUUGGGUUCAAGAAGAUCACCCCCAUCCCUGAGAUCACGGUGAUACAGAUGAUCCUGUACCUGCUGGAGUGCCUCCUGACGCCUCACAACGUGCCGCCGGACUCGCCCCGUGAGCUCUACGAGCUUUACUUUGUCUUUGCCUGUACCUGGGCCUUCGGCGGGGCCAUGUUCCAGGACCAGCUCAUGGAUUACCGCGCAGAGUUCAGCAAGUGGUGGGUGAACGAGUUCAAAGCCAUCAAGUUUCCUGCUCAGGGGACAAUUUUUGACUAUUACAUCGAUCCGGAAACAAAGAAAUUCAUGCCCUGGACUGACAAAGUGCCAGCAUUCAAACUCGAUCCUGAUGUUCCUUUGCAGGCCUCCAUGGUGCACACCACCGAGACCAUCCGCAUCCGCUACUUCAUGGACCUGCUGAUGGAGAAGCAGCGGCCGAUGAUGCUGGUGGGGAACGCGGGGACGGGGAAAACCGUGCUGAUGUGGGACAAGCUCGAAGCGCUCAGCACGGAUGAGUACCUGGUGCAGUCCGUGCCUUUUAACUUCUACACCACCUCGGCCAUGCUGCAGGCCAUCCUGGAGAAGCCCCUGGAGAAGAAGUCAGGGAGGAACUACGGCCCACCGGGCACUAAGAGGCUCAUUUACUUCAUUGAUGACUUGAACAUGCCUGAGGUGGAUAAGUAUGGCACCGUAGCUCCACACACGCUCAUCCGGCAGCACAUGGACCACGGGCACUGGUACGACAGGAACAAACUGACCCUGAAGGACAUCCACAACUGCCAGUACGUGGCCUGCAUGAACCCGACCGCGGGGUCCUUCACCAUUGACUCCAGGCUGCAGCGACACUUCUGCGUCUUCGCUGUGAGCUUCCCCGGCCAGGAUGCGCUGCUGACCAUCUACAGCGCCAUCCUGGCUCAGCACCUGGCCCUGCAGAAGGUGCCACUGGCUGUGCAGAGGCUGCAGGAGCAGUUGGUGGCGGCUGCGCUGGCCAUGCACCAGCGGGUCACCGCCAUCUUCCUGCCCACUGCCAUCAAGUUCCACUACCUCUUCAACCUCCGGGACCUCUCCAACAUAUUCCAGGGAGUGCUGUUCUCCACCCCCGAGUGCCUGCGGAGCCCCACGGACCUGGUGCGGCUCUGGAUGCACGAAGCUGAGCGGGUCUAUGGGGACAAGCUCAUUGAUGACAAGGAUCAGAAGAGCUUUGGGAAAAUGCUAACAGACACGUGCAAGAAAUUCUUUGCUGACCUCAACGAAGAGGCGAUGCUCGCCAAGCCCAACAUGUACUGCCACUUCGCCCAGGGCAUCAGGGAGCCCAAGUACCUGCAGGUGCCGAGCUGGCCAUCGCUCAACAAGCUGCUGGCAGAGGCCUUGGACAGCUACAAUGAGGUCAAUGCAGUGAUGAACCUGGUGCUCUUUGAGGACGCGGUGUCUCACAUUUGCAGAAUCAAUCGGAUCCUGGAGUCCCCCCGAGGCAACGCGCUGCUGGUGGGGGUGGGGGGCAGUGGGAAGCAGAGCCUUUCCCGGCUCGCCGCUUACAUCAGCUCUCUAGACGUGUUUCAGAUGACACUGAGGAAGGGAUACGGCAUCCCGGACCUGAAGCUGGACCUGGCCUCGCAGUACAUCAAGGCGGCCGUGAAGAACGUCCCCACCGUGUUCCUGAUGACGGACUCCCAAGUGGCGGAGGAAUCGUUCUUGGUCCUGAUCAAUGACUUCUUGGCAUCCGGGGAGGUGCCGGGGCUUUUCCAGGACGAUGAGUUGGAAAACAUUAUCAGUGCCAUGAGGCCACAGGUGAAGUUCCUCGGAUUGCAAGACUCAAGGGAAAACUGCUGGAAAUUUUUUAUAGAGAAGGUCAGGCGUCAGCUGAAGGUGAUCCUGUGCUUCUCCCCCGUGGGCUCCACUCUGCGCGUGCGGGCAAGGAGGUUCCCUGCCAUAGUCAACUGCACGGCCAUCGACUGGUUCCACGAGUGGCCAGAGGAUGCCCUGGUGUCUGUCAGCAGCAGGUUCCUGGAGGAGACAGGGGACAUUGAGCCCGAGGACAAGGUCUCCAUCAGCCAGUUCAUGUCCUACGUCCACAUGAGCGUCAAGGAGAUGUCCCAGACCUACCUGGCCAUGGAGCGACGGUAUAACUAUACCACACCAAAGACCUUCCUGGAGCAGAUAAAGCUGUACCAAACCCUGCUCUCUAAGAAGAGGAGCGAGCUUACUGCCAAGAUCGAGAGGCUGGAGAAUGGCUUGACGAAGCUGCAGAGCACGGCCUCGCAGGUGGACGACCUGAAAGCCACGCUGGCGAUCCAGGAGGCAGAGCUGAAGCAGAAGAACGAGGACGCAGAUAAACUGAUCCACGUGGUGGGUGUCGAGACGGAGAAGGUCAGCAAGGAGAAAGCCAUCGCUGACGAGGAGGAGCUGAAGGUCCAGGCCAUCAACACGAACGUGGCCGAGAAGCAGCGAGCAUGCGAGACCGACCUGGCCAAGGCCGAGCCCGCGCUCAUCGCCGCGCAGGAAGCCCUCAACACGCUCAACAAGAACAACCUGACGGAGCUGAAGUCCUUCGGGUCCCCGCCCCAAGCGGUGGUGAACGUCACGGCGGCCGUGAUGAUCCUGACGGCGCCGCACGGCAAGAUCCCGAAGGACAGAAGCUGGAAGGCGGCCAAGCUCAUGAUGGGGAAAGUGGACACUUUCCUCGAAGCCUUGAAGAAGUUUGACAAGGAGCACAUCCCAGAGGCGUGUCUCAAGGAGUUCCAGCGCUACCAGGGGGACCCCACCUUUGACCCGGAGUUCAUCAUGUCGAAGUCGACCGCCGCGGCGGGGCUGUGCUCCUGGUGCCUGAACAUCGUCCGCUUCUACAAGGUGUACUGCGAGGUGGAGCCCAAGCGGCUGGCACUGGAGGAAGCCAACGCGGAGCUGGCGGAGGCACAAGAGAAACUCAGCCGCAUUAAGAAGAAAAUUGCGGACCUGAAUGCCAAUUUGGCAACUCUGACGGCACAGUUUGAGAAAGCGACGGCCGAAAAAAUCAAAUGUCAGCAGGAGGCUGAUGCAACCAACAGAGUCAUCACGUUAGCCAACAGGCUGAUCGGGGGGCUGGCGUCCGAAAACGUGCGCUGGGCUGAGUCGGUGGAGACGUUCAGGGAGCAGGAGAAGACGCUGUGCGGGGAUGUGCUGCUCAUCUCCGCCUUCGUGUCCUACGUUGGCUACUUCACCAAGAAAUACCGGGCCGAGCUGAUGGAGAAGUGCUGGGUCCCCUACCUGCAGGGGCUGAAGGUGCCCAUUCCCACCACACCGGGGCUGGACCCCCUCAGCCUCCUCACCGAUGCUGCCGACGUGGCCACGUGGAGCAACCAGGGGCUGCCCAGCGACCGCACCUCCACCGAGAACGCCACCAUCCUCUGCAACACGGAGCGGUGGCCGCUGGUGGUGGACGCUCAGCUGCAGGGCAUCAAGUGGAUCAGGAACAAAUAUGGGGAGCGGCUGAAGGCCAUCCGGCUGGGCCAGAGGAGCUACCUGGACACCAUUGAGCAGGCGGUUUCCGAAGGACACACGCUGCUGAUUGAGGACAUUGGCGAGACAGUGGAGCCGGUGCUGGACCACCUGCUGGGCAGGAACACCAUCAAGAAGGGCAGAUGCAUUAAGAUAGGAGACAAAGAAGUGGAGUACCACCCGCAGUUCCGCCUGAUCCUGCACACCAAGUACUUCAACCCGCACUACAAGCCCGAGAUGCAGGCGCAGUGCACGCUGAUCAACUUCUUGGUGACGCGCGAGGGCUUGGAGGACCAGCUGCUGGCCGCUGUGGUGGCCAAGGAGCGCCCCGACCUGGAGGCACUGAAGGCAAAUCUCACGAAAAGCCAGAACGAGUUCAAGAUCCACCUGAAGGAGCUGGAGGACUCUCUGCUCGCCCGGCUCUCCGCCGCCUCGGGGAACUUCCUAGGGGACACGGCGCUGGUGGAGAACCUGGAGACGACAAAGCGCACGGCCAUGGAGAUCGAGGAGAAGGUGAAAGAAUCCAAAAUCACAGAGGUGGAAAUAAAUGUAGCCAGGGAGAACUACAGGCCAGCAGCAGAACGAGCAUCCCUGCUGUACUUCAUCCUGAGCGACCUCAACAAAAUCAACCCCAUCUACCAGUUCUCCCUAAAGGCAUUCAACGUGGUCUUCGAGAAAGCCAUCCAGCGAACAGCUCCGGCUGAGGACGUCGGGCAGCGUGUGAUCAACUUGACAGAUGAGAUCACCUACUCGGUCUUCAUGUACACCGCCCGCGGACUCUUUGAGCAGGACAAACUCAUUUUCCUGGCCCAGGUUGCCUUCCAGGUGCUGGCCAUCAAGAAAGAAGUGAGCCCGGCAGAGCUGGACUUCCUCUUGCGCUUUCCUUACAAGACUGGCCUCACAUCUCCUGUGGACUUCCUGCAGCCCCAGGGCUGGGGUGGCAUCAAGGUCCUCUCAGAGAUGGAUGAGUUCAAGAACCUGGACAGCGACAUCGAGGGCUCUGCCAAGCGAUGGAAGAAGUUUGUCGAGUCCGAGGUGCCCGAGAAGGAGGUGUUCCCCAAGGAGUGGAAGAACAAAACGGCGCUGCAGAAGCUGUGCAUGCUGCGCUGCAUGCGGCCCGACAGGAUGACCUAUGCUGUCAGGAACUUCGUGGAAGAGAAGAUGGGCAGCAAGUUUGUGGAAGGCAGAAGCGUGGAGUUCUCCAAGUCGUACGAAGAGAGCAGCCCCUCCACGCCUGUGUUUUUCAUUCUCUCCCCUGGAGUUGACCCUCUGAAGGACGUGGAAGCACUGGGCAAGAAGCUGAACUUCACCAUCGACAAUGGGAGGAUCCACAACGUGUCGCUGGGGCAGGGCCAGGAGGUGGUGGCAGAGCAGGCGCUGGAGGUGGCAGCAGUAGAGGGGCACUGGGUCAUCCUGCAGAACAUCCACCUGGUGGCCCGCUGGCUGGGCACACUGGAGAAGCACGUGGAGCGGCACAGCACGGGCAGCCACCCCGACUACCGCGUGUUCAUGAGCGCCGAGCCCGCGCCCAGCCCCGAGGCACACAUCAUCCCACAGGGGCUGCUGGAGAACGCCAUCAAGAUCACCAACGAGCCGCCCACCGGCAUGCACGCCAACCUGCACAAAGCCCUCGACCUCUUCUCCCAGGACACGCUGGAGAUGUGCAGCAAAGAGAUCGAGUUCAAGUGCAUCCUGUUUGCGCUCUGCUACUUCCACGCGGUGGUGGCGGAGCGGCGCAAGUUUGGCGCUCAGGGCUGGAACCGCUCCUACCCCUUCAACAACGGGGACCUGACCAUCUCCAUUAACGUCCUGUACAAUUACCUGGAGGCCAACCCCAAGGUGCCAUGGGACGACCUCCGUUACCUCUUUGGUGAAAUCAUGUACGGAGGGCACAUCACAGACGACUGGGACCGGCGACUGUGCCGCACCUACCUGAGCGAAUACAUCAGUGUAGAGAUGCUGGAUGGGGAGCUGUACCUGGCUCCAGGGUUCCUGAUCCCACCCAGCCUAGAUUACAAGGGCUACCACGAGUACAUCAACGACAACUUGCCACCAGAGAGCCCCUACCUGUACGGCCUCCAUCCCAACGCCGAGAUCGGCUUCCUGACCGUCACCUCCGAGAGGCUCUUCCGGACAGUUCUGGAAAUGCAGCCCAAGGAAUCAGACUCUGGAGGCGGCUCAGGUGCCUCCCGUGAAGAAAAGGUGAAGUCAGUCUUAGACGAGAUCAUCGAGAAGCUGCCGGAGCCCUUCAACAUGGCAGAGAUCAUGGCUAAAGCAGAGGACAAGACCCCCUACGUGGUGGUUGCCUUCCAGGAAUGUGAAAGAAUGAAUAUCCUGACCCACGAAAUCAGGCGCUCUUUGAGGGAAUUAGAUCUGGGGCUCAAGGGAGAACUAACGAUUACGUCAGACAUGGAAGAGCUGGCCAACGCUCUCUUCUAUGACAGCGUGCCUGAAUCUUGGACGCGUUAUGCCUACCCCUCUCUUCUCAGCUUAGGAGCGUGGUACGCAGACCUGCUCCUUCGCAUUAGGGAACUAGAAAUCUGGACAACGGACUUUGUGCUGCCUGUGACUGUGUGGCUGGCAGGGUUCUUCAAUCCCCAGUCUUUCCUCACCGCUAUCAUGCAGUCCAUGGCUAGGAAAAAUGAAUGGCCACUGGACAAGAUGUGCCUUGCAGUGGAAGUGACCAAGAAAAACCGUGAGGAUAUGACAGCUCCACCCAGAGAAGGCUCCUAUGUACACGGAUUAUUCAUGGAAGGUGCUCGAUGGGAUAUCCCUUCCGGGUCCAUCGCAGAUGCUCGACUGAAGGAGCUGACGCCCAUGAUGCCAGUCAUCUUCAUCAGAGCCAUCCCCGUGGACCGCAUGGACACCAAGAACGUCUACGAAUGUCCUGUCUAUAAGACACGGACGCGAGGUCCCACCUAUGUCUGGACCUUUAACCUAAAGACAAAAGAAAAAGCUGCCAAGUGGAUCCUUGCUGCUGUCGCUCUGCUUUUGCAGUCCUAAACCUGCAUGGCUAUGGAAAGCAGCAAAUAGUUUUACUUGCCAAAAGCCCCUUGUGUAACUUCGACUAAGUUUGGUUGCACCACAACUAUUUAAGCAAAGUUCAUUAAUAAAGACAGUGCUGGAA